Aplysia californica (California sea hare) is the source of this 773-nucleotide messenger RNA. RefSeq names its product spidroin-2. The record is from RefSeq and is a predicted model, not a curated record. The transcript has 4 exons. Bases 16 to 603 code for a protein of 195 amino acids. NCBI's taxonomy places the organism in Eukaryota, Metazoa, Mollusca, Gastropoda, Aplysiida, Aplysiidae.
CGACACAACGUGUCCAUGUUGGUUGUUUACCCAGAGAGCGUGACGUCAGAGAUCUCCAGCGUCUCCCACGACUAUAUUAACACAGAGGACACCCUUCUCAAAACACCGGCACUCCUGUACCCUUCAGAAACAAUGAAUUCCGUGAUUUUCCUCUCCGCACUUUGCGUGGCUGUGGCCACAUCUGCUUUGGUCAAACGCCAGGCGCCUCAGAACACACCCCCUCAAGGCCCAUUCGGUCAAGGUCAACAAGGCCCAUUCGGUCAAGGACAACGAGGCCCAUUCGGUCAAGGUCAACAAGGCCCAUUCGGUCAAGGACAACAAGGCUCAUUCGGUCAAGGUCAACAAGGCCCAUUCGGUCAAGGACAACGAGGCCCAUUCGGUCAGGGACAACAAGGCCCAUUCGGUCAAGGACAACAAGGCUCAUUCGGUCAAGGUCAACCAGGCCCAUUCGGUCAAGGUCAACCAGGCCCAUUCGGUCAAGGACAACAAAGUCAGUUCCGCCAACCCCCCUUCGGCCAAUUCGGCUCCCAACAGCAGCCAGGCUCCAACUUCCCACAACCCCCUCAGGGAUUCCAACAAAAUGGGUUCCCCCAACAAGGAUAAUCACCACGACCUCGGUAUAAGAUUACAUUCCUAGGAAUUCAGUCAAGGCUGCCACUACGAACACGUCAUUUGUCGUGGUGAUCUCAGCCUUUUCUUUGUACCUUGGACACGACAGAAGCUUAAAAAAACCAUUACCAAACAUGUAAUAAAUGUGUGUCAAGUCAAAGGUG